Molecule: messenger RNA, 3370 nt
Organism: Phialemonium atrogriseum
Lineage: Eukaryota; Fungi; Ascomycota; Sordariomycetes; Cephalothecales; Cephalothecaceae
Exons: 2
Coding region: 264-2942 (892 amino acids)
Cellular component (GO): Sin3-type complex
Source: RefSeq, a predicted model, not a curated record
CCAAGCUGGAGCAACUACGAAAUUGAGGUGCAGUUUCACUCUCCCAGCCAGCUGUCACCAACACACACCAACACGCAUGCAUCACUUCGACCAAGGUGAUUAGACUCUAUGCCACUGAAUCAUGAAUUUUAUCUAAUCUCCGGAACCCAACGAGACGCUGUUAUUUGCUAAGAUGCCCCUCUGGCUCUGGUCUCUCCUGCCUCUGUUCCCCGCAAUCCGGGCCAUGAAUAAACGCUUCUUAUAGCUCUGGGAGAUCGAUCACAAUGUCUCGGCUUCCGUUUCCCGUGCCAUCCACGGAUGUGAGGCUAUAUCGACAAGAAGACCUGAGGCUUGUACCUCACCGCAGUUCCCCCUCAGCUCUGCAUACCUCGCCCGCCGGCCAGGCUGAAGGUUUCCCUACGAGUUCUCGUACCUUGCAACAAAGGCGUAUAGUGCUACCGGAUCCUGUAGCCUUCAGAUUCCUAGAAGAAGAUCCCUUAGUAACUAUCGUCGAGCGAAGGCGAGUCCUACAAGGCUACGAACUGUACUUGGUUGAGCAGUGGGCGUGCUCCCGCCAGUCUCCGACGUUAGUCAUCGUUACAUAUACGGGGGAUCCCAAGCACUCUGUCGUCGUCGGCGUCCUGGGCGUCCCUCCGAACGAGAAAGACUGGUCGCCACGCCUGCGGGUGUACUUCAAGGCCAUUGAGCAGUACCAUGCCCGACCCAAAGAGACGGAAGCUGGAGAGCUCAUGGUGACCAACCUGAGCAGCUUCCCUUCGGCCCUAACAGUGAUACCAGUUCCCGAUGGGGACAUACGGAAACAUCGCCAAAUGUUCAUCGUCAACGAAAACCUGAAGCGGCUAGGGUGCUCCGGCCGCUCAGGAAUGACGCUAUCUGACCCGACUCCAGCAACACAAGCCAAGUUCCUCCAACUUUACAAGACCUGUGAUCGCAUUCCCAUCCUCCAAUCCGUCUUGGAGCUCAUCAAGCUCUGCCAAGCUGCUCUCUUCAUCUUUGGAAAGUUUGAACAAGAAUACAUUGAUGGACUGCUUUGUGAUCUCACCGAGACCGCGAUUAACGACUGGUGGACUGAAAUUGGCUCCGAGUAUUACAACAUCGAACCCACAGAUGGCAUAUUAGGUCCUACAACCGUGGCUGCCCUCUUGGGGACACUGAUGGGGGCGAGGAACCGUCUCAGCUACUACGGAGCCGCUGUUUCGAAAGACCCUUUCGACCUGGACUGCAUGAAAAGGGGCAUAGGAACAUUUCAGAAAUCCUACAAACUCGAGAAGACAAGACGGCUCGACCGCCAGACACUCCUCAAGCUCCACACCGUAACCGCCAAGGCAGCUGCCGGCGAAGGCGGUUGGGGCGUCCAAAAGGCUGUCAAGUCCACCGUCGCCGAAAUCGGUGGCAAGAGGGGCGAGAUCGUGAUGGACAUGGUCGGUGGCCGCGACAAGGCGGGUAUCAGUGAUAUAGAGACGUUGGCCCUGGACAGAUUUAUUAGCCUCGCCGUAGGCGAACGGGCAAAGUGGCUAUGGCAUGGAAAGCCAAGGAGGACGCUACCCGACCGGCACGAAAAUUCGAUCCCCGACAUGGGCAAUCUCAUAUUUGGGAAAGAAACAAGAGACGAUAUGACCACGCCGAUAUCGACCAGGAGCUCUCAGCCACGCCCACUUGAUGAGGACCUAGAAGCCCCAAGGGUCUACUCUGCACCCGCGCCAGGCUCCGCGGCCAGUGUGGGAGAGUCUCCCGGAGAGAAAGAUGCGCUUCGUAGGACCGUCUUCAAGAGCGUUGCGGGGAGGGUGAGCGACGCACGCUCAGGGUUCGGGCGCAUUCGCGAUGCCAUGGGGGCCGGGUUGAGAGGUCAUGUCAGUCGACCUUCCAAAGACGAGACCUGCGACACCGCCAUGGCAGGCUAUUCGAGCCCAAAUAUAGCAACGCUUGCACAAUCAUCUGCGGCCUUGUCAAACCCAGCAAUGGUUGGGCGGGCUUUCACCUGGAAGAACAAGCCUGAGGAAUACGCCAACGGAUUUAGAAAGGAGAGAGAGGCUGAUUCCCUAGUUCUCGUGAAGUCUGCACUAGGUUACGGAGACGGUGAGCCGCCCGCCCUGGCGGCCAGUUAUAGAGCAACGUCGUCCGACGUUCAGCUGUCCAAGGUGGAAAGCAAGCCCGAUCCCCAGACGGCCGAGAUUCGGAAGGAGCUUGUUAUGAGCGACAUUUCGGUGGCUGGGUCGGUCGUAGAUGAGUGCGAUCUGCAAGGCCCCUUCCUCACCGCUGAACGGAACUCUACCAUUGGUCUUUCAUGUCUACAACGACGCCACAGUAUCAAUAUCUCGUCUCUCACACUCCAGACUCAGCCCAAUGAGAAUCGGUGGCCCCGCCGACUCUCCUUCAGCGAGGCUGAGGAAGCCGUCCUACGGUGGGAGGAGGUUGCGGAUAUUGCAGACCAAAGCGAAGCGAUCGACGCAGUCACCGUUCUCCAACAACUCGACAGCACUGCCGAGAUCGCACGAAGCCUAUAUGACAGGAUCACCGAACUCCAGGUGGGAGUCUCGCCCUGGGUCUCCGCCAAGAUCGCCGCCAUCGAAGCACUCGACAACACCUACGCCCACCAGCGGGACAGCCUCCACAACGUCUACUAUCAGCUGUCAGACGGCCACCAGGAGCUCAAGCAGAGGAGCAACGAGAUGGUCGCCGAGGAGCGCGCACAUCUCACCGAGGCCGUCAAAGACGUCGAGGCACUUGUUGCUAAGCUCGAGUACGAGAUAAAUGCGCUAGUAGGCAAGGUCCAGGACGUCGAAGAUGGUGUGGUCCAGUUCGAGGCACAGGUCGAGGAUGUGGAAAAGAGGGCGGAAGAGCUGAAGGCCACCCUGGAAAUAGAGAGCUGGCCCCACUGGUUUGUAAGAACGUUGACGGGCAUCGGUACGGGCCCGAAUAUCACGAGGGAGAGGAGGCCCUGAACAUAAUGGCUCGGCGCAUGCGCAAACGGGGGGAGGGGGAUUAGAUAAAAGACGAAGCAUAAUUUGGCUUGACCGCAUUUGAGGAGUGUUCGGAGCAUCGGCAUCACAUCUGUCAUUGCUUGUAUGCAAAGCAUUGGGAUCGGGAUCUUCUAUGGUCAAGCAAGGUGUUUUGUUCAUCUGGGCACAAGAUGUUUAUCUGAGAGGCGAAAUUCGAUUGGUAUUUCCCGAGCCCGAACCUUCCGAUGCAGUAACCCUGACAAACGUAGUACAGGCCGCGAUGAGUAUCGGCCGCGAUGAUAUCCCAAAACCUGAACGGAGAGGAAACUGUUGAAACAGACUGCAAAGGAAAAAAAAUCGAUCCCCUCCAAUCCCCAUCGUCCCCUCGCUAACUCCCCAGCUGAUAUGCCAAAACCCUCGCAUUUAUGAGC